This is a messenger RNA of Chaetura pelagica (chimney swift), 2022 nucleotides long. RefSeq names its product cyclin T2 (gene CCNT2). Bases 28 to 2022 code for a protein of 664 amino acids. Gene Ontology annotation, cellular component: cyclin/CDK positive transcription elongation factor complex; nucleus. Gene Ontology annotation, molecular function: cyclin-dependent protein serine/threonine kinase activator activity. The transcript is spliced from 9 exons. The record is from RefSeq and is a predicted model, not a curated record. NCBI's taxonomy places the organism in Eukaryota, Metazoa, Chordata, Aves, Apodiformes, Apodidae. Gene Ontology annotation, biological process: regulation of transcription by RNA polymerase II; positive regulation of DNA-templated transcription, elongation.
CUUACAAUAAAUACUGCAAUUGUGUACAUGCACAGGUUUUACAUGCAUCAUUCCUUCACAAAAUUCAAUCGAAAUAUAAUAGCUCCCACGGCAUUGUUUUUGGCUGCAAAAGUAGAAGAACAGCCACGGAAACUUGAACAUGUUAUUAAAGUAGCACAUGCCUGUCUUCAUCCUCAGGAGCCACAAAUGGAUCCAAAGUGUGAUGCAUACCUUCAGCAAGCCCAAGAGCUGGUUAUACUUGAAACAAUAAUGCUUCAAACUUUAGGUUUUGAGAUUACCAUUGAACAUCCACACACAGAUGUUGUGAAAUGUACGCAAUUAGUGAGAGCAAGCAAGGAUUUGGCACAGACAUCCUAUUUCAUGGCUACCAACAGUCUUCACCUUACAACGUUCUGUCUUCAGUACAAGCCUACAGUGAUAGCAUGUGUGUGCAUUCACCUGGCCUGCAAGUGGUCCAACUGGGAGAUUCCAGUAUCAACUGAUGGAAAACACUGGUGGGAAUAUGUAGAUCCUUCAGUUACUCUAGAAUUACUAGAUGAGCUAACUCAUGAGUUUCUGCAGAUACUGGAGAAAACGCCUAGCAGGCUCAAGAGAAUUAGAAAUUGGCGGGCUAAUCAGGCUGCUAGGAAACCUAAAGGUGAUGGAGUGUCCGAGAACUCACUUCUUGGUUCGUCUUUGGUCCAGAAUUCCAUUUUGGUGGAUACAGUUACUGGUGUAGCUGCAAACACAAGUUUCCAAAAACCAUCAACAUCAUUUCCUGGACCGGUACCUCUGACCUCAGGAAGUAUUUCUGUUCCAGACAGUCAUGCACCUGAAAAUUUGGCAAUACUAGCUACAGGAAUGCCGAGGGAGGGCAACACGUUGGCAUCACACCAGAAAUGGCCUCAGCAUCAAGAACAAACAAGGACAGAACAAAUAUACUCUCAAAAACAGGAGACGUUGCCUGCUAGUCAGUACAGUAUGAACUUCCAACCAGGGACGUCUGUGCAGUUGCACUCUGGGGUACAUCACAGACCUGACAAACUUGCUGAGCAUUCUACUGUCAAACAAGAAUAUUCUCAUAAGUCAGGAAACAAACACCAUGGACAAGUUGCUGCUCCUGUAAUUAUUCCUCAGAAAAUGUCUUUGGAUAAAUACAGAGAGAAGCGCAAACUAGAAACCCUUGAACUGGAUGUCAGAGAACACUACGUAGCAACCCCAGGGGAACAGCAGCAUAAAAAACACCUGCAGCCACAGGCAGGCAGCAGUUCUUCUGUUACAUCUCCUAUUAAAAUGAAAAUUCCUAUUGCAAACGCAGAGAAGCCUGAAAAACACUUGUCUGAUAAGAAAGAAAAGGGUGGCUCACUCAAACUCCGUAUCCCAAUCCCACCCACAGAAAAGGGUGCCAGUAAGGAGGAGCUGAAAAUGAAAAUUAAGGUCUCUUCCUCAGAAAGGCACAGCUCAUCGGAUGAGGGUAGCGGGAAAAGUAAACACUCAAGUCCCCACGUUAGCAAAGAGCAUAAGGAAAAACACAAAGAACACUCUUUAAAUCGCCACCACAACAUUGGCCAUAAGCACUCCCACCCGCACGGUGGCGGUGGCAGUGGUGGCAGCGGUAAGCAUAGCACUGAUGGAGUCACCCCAACUGUUUUGAGGAGUCCCGUUGGCCUGAGUAGUGAUGCCAAUUCCUCUAGUUCCAGCUCUUCAAGGAAGAAGUUGCACAGCAAUGAUGCUUCUCACAACCACCACUCCAAAAUGAGCAAAAGUUCCAAAAGUUCAGGUAGUUCAUCUAGUUCUUCCUCUGUUAAGCAGUAUGUAUCCUCUCACAACUCUGUUUUUAACCUUCCCUUACCCCCUCCUCCCCCUGUCACAUACCAGGUGGGCUACGGACAUCUCAGCACCCUCGUGAAACUGGACAAGAAACCAGUGGAGAACGGUCCUGAUGCCCAUCACCAGUACAGUACAAACAGCCAGCAUAUGGACUACAAAGAUACAUUCGACAUGCUGGAUUCGCUGUUAAGUGCCCAAGGAAUGAACAUGUAG